AUGUCAGGUUACUAUGUUGGACCCUUCGGUCGUAUGUUACCCGCUACCGACGGUCUAUCAACCGAGCAGGAUCCGGAAGGCCCAGCUAAUAAGUCAGAUUCCGGGGAUAACCCAUACCAGCUUCCACCACCACGUGCACCAGCAAACUUGCAAUUUGGAACAGAUCCAUUUUUACGACAACGAGAAAAUGCCGAGUCAGGAAUAGGCCCAGGGGAGGCUGCUUCACAGCCGCAGCCCCAAAGAACCGAACAACUACCCUCUGUGCGACAUUUGUUAACCCCUGCUGCCGGUCCAAACACGCCGCCUGCCUACCAUCAGCCGUUUGGGAAUUCUACGCCUGGGACCGACCAUCGUGAAUACUCCUAUCCGUUUCGUGGGCAUGAGCCAUCACAUUCUUCACAGAUUACUCCAGUCUCUGUGCAAGAUAGAGGGCGCUCAGAAUCAUUCCCGCAGCCACAGACAGGUAACCUUCCGUCACUGUCACAGGUGACUAUGCAUAGUCCUCGAGAUAUGGCACAUCACGCGGCGACACGAAGUGACCCGUCCGCGACUUCCUUCCAGCAUGGUCAAUCACCGUACCACGGAGGGUCAUAUCACGAAAACCCUUCGAGUGUAGGAGACAUCUCAUCUCCCGAGAGCGCGAGUCGAACACAAGCCCAGUCUUCGCUUCCGCUGGUAAUCGACGAACGAUACGUGGAGGGAGAGGGAAUGUGCUAUUUUUAUGCAGAUGGAUCGCAUGUCCCGAAGCUGAUUAAUGGUGUCCUGGUGAAUGCCAAUUGGGGCGUCACCAAGGCUGGAAAACCGAGAAAAAAGAUUGGCACAGGCUUGUCUGACUUGUCGGGAGAAGAAAAUCAAAUGCCAGCCGAACCUACCGAAGUGUGA
Penicillium pulvis is the source of this 882-nucleotide messenger RNA. RefSeq lists its product as uncharacterized. Bases 1 to 882 code for a protein of 293 amino acids. The record is from RefSeq and is a predicted model, not a curated record. The transcript has a single exon. NCBI's taxonomy places the organism in Eukaryota, Fungi, Ascomycota, Eurotiomycetes, Eurotiales, Aspergillaceae.